AUGGCACACGGCAGGCUUGAAAAUAAGGUGGCGAUAGUGACGGGUGGUGGUUCUGGUUUUGGUCGAGGCAUUGCCACGAAGUUUGCCCAGGAAGGUGCCAAAGUCAUCAUUGCCGACCUAUCUGGUGAAGCUGCUCAGACCGUAGCUAGCGAGCUCGGCUGCGAGUACUCUGUGGCGGACGUGACAAAACGGGAACACUGGAACGACCUGCUCAAAUUCGCUCUAGAACAUUUCGGAGGGCUCGAUAUCAUUGUCAAUAAUGCUGGGGCAACUUACAAGAACAAACCGACCAUGGAAGUCACGGACAAGGACUUUGACCUUGUUAUGGACGUCAACGUGCGGUCGAUAUUCCUCUCGACAAGUGUUCUCGUGCCCUAUUUUCUCGACAACAAACGACCUGGAGUGUUCAUCAACAUAGCAUCGACGGCUGGUAUCCGACCCCGACCCGGCCUCACGUGGUAUAAUGCCUCGAAAGCCGCAGUCAGUAAUGCCACGAAGACUAUGGCUGUCGAAUAUGGGCCCCAGAAGAUUCGCUUUAACGCCGUCUGUCCAGUUGUUGGAAGCACUGGAAUGACGCAUCUUUUCCUUGGUAAGCCGGAUACGGAGGAAAAUCGAGCGGGAUUUGUUUCCACUGUCCCACUGGGUCGCGGUUGCACACCCGUCGACGUGGGAAAUGCUUGCUGCUACCUCGCAAGUGAUGAGGCAGAGUUCAUCACGGGGGUGAACCUCGAGGUUGACGGCGGCCGAUGUGUAUGA
Molecule: messenger RNA, 756 nt
Organism: Exophiala viscosa
Lineage: Eukaryota; Fungi; Ascomycota; Eurotiomycetes; Chaetothyriales; Herpotrichiellaceae
Product: 3-oxoacyl-reductase
Exons: 3
Coding region: 1-756 (251 amino acids)
Source: RefSeq, a predicted model, not a curated record